AACGAAGAAAAGGAGAUUUUUAUUUUUCAGUGACCAAGACUCAUCGGUCUUUCUUCAAGACUCGGAUCUCUCUCUCAAAAACCAACGGAAAAAACCGCUCCUUUCGUGUGUAAACCCUAGAAAAGUUCUCUCAAGUCUGCCAAGAUCAUGCAGUUUCUGGUGAAACACAAUCUCGCUUUUUUCGAUUUCUUCCCAAACCCACCUCGAUUUCUCUCUCUGAAGGAAAGAACGAUGCGUGUUUCUGAUUUUCUUUUGAAAGUCUUCUUCUUUCUUUGAUUUUCUUCCCUUUUCAUUUCUGAAGCCCCAAUCAGGUCCUACAUUGCCUUAGAUCUGAAACGUGGGUUUUUGAUUUCUUCUCAAACCCACAUCUCCCCUUUUUUAUACGAAAAUCUGACCCCCACCCUUUUCAUAGAUCUGCAACAUCAAUGCAAUUUGAGGCAGAAUCUGAUAUGGGGCCUUAAUUUUCUUACUGGACUCUGUCUCCAUCUCUAUCUUUUAUUAUUAUUAUUAUUAUUAGUUAUUUAUCUGGAAGAGAGUUCUUUUUUUUUUUUUUUUUUUGUUCUUUACGAUUUUGUUUCCAAAGAUGGUUUUCUGGGAAGCAUAUUUGAGCGACGAAUCGAUGGGCACUUUUGCUCCCAUUGUAGUUUAUUGGGUGUAUGCCGGAAUUUACCAGCUUUUGCCCCCUUUGGAUCGUUUCCGCUUGCAUACGAGGAAAGAGGAAGAACAGAAGAAUUUGGUGCCCAUAUGGUCGGUGAUUAAGGGUGUUCUUCUCCAACAGCUUGUUCAGGCCACGGUAGCUCAGACACUCUUCUCGAUGACCUCAACGGCAAGUUCAACAGGGGUCACAGUGCAACCAUCAUUUCCAGUCCAGCUCAUACAGAUUAUAGUUGCAAUGCUAGUAAUGGACACGUGGCAGUAUUUCGUGCACCGCUACAUGCACCAGAACAAGUACCUAUAUCGACAUAUCCACUCACAACACCACAGGCUGGUUGUCCCCUAUGCAAUUGGAGCGCUUUACAACCACCCUCUGGAGGGUCUCUUGCUUGACACCUUAGGUGGGGCCAUCUCAUUCCUCAUGUCAGGGAUGACUGCGCGGACAGCCGUGAUAUUCUUCUGCUUUGCGGUGAUCAAGACCGUUGACGACCAUUGUGGGCUGUGGCUGCCUGGCAAUGUCUUCCACAUCUUGUUCCAGAACAACACUGCAUACCACGACAUCCACCAUCAGCUUCAGGGCACAAAAUACAACUAUUCGCAGCCGUUCUUCACUAUCUGGGACAAACUUCUUGGGACACACAUGCCAUACAGUCUGGUGAUCCGCCAGGAAGGAGGAUUUGAAGCAAGGCUGAUGAAAGACUAGUGAUGUGUUCCGCAGUGUACAUUUCCUAGCUCUCUUCAUUUUGUGUAUUUCUUCAUUGGUGGUUGGGCAACCUUUCUCCCAUAACCAAGAUCUCAGUCAGAGUUGAAUUCAAAUGUUGGACAUACAGAAAUCAACUUGAAACUGCCUAUAAUUCAGCCAGAGGUUGGGGCCUGCUUACUCAUAGCAAUAGGAUGUUUAUUUGAAAAUGCUGAGUGUUCUUUUGGUAGUUGGCUGUGGUACACACACCUCUAUCCCAAAGUGAUUGUAUCUUUCUUUUUAUAGGUUUUGAAUUAUAUGUUGUCUAGUAUUUCGUUUGCAGAAUUAUUGGCGAUGAAGGUUGAAGUUGUACUGAAUUUUGAUUUUUUGUUUCCACUGCUUAAUGUGUUCAUUUGCACAAAUCAUGAACA
Messenger RNA from Magnolia sinica, 1764 nucleotides. RefSeq names its product very-long-chain aldehyde decarbonylase GL1-9-like. Gene Ontology annotation, biological process: lipid biosynthetic process. NCBI's taxonomy places the organism in Eukaryota, Viridiplantae, Streptophyta, Magnoliopsida, Magnoliales, Magnoliaceae. Gene Ontology annotation, molecular function: oxidoreductase activity; iron ion binding. Bases 584 to 1357 code for a protein of 257 amino acids. The record is from RefSeq and is a predicted model, not a curated record. The transcript has 2 exons.